GACACCUAUACAGCCUAUCACAUUCUCUUGUAAUUGUUUAGUUUUUGUCACUUUGUAGCAGUGACUGUGUCUCAUGGUUGUUGUGUAAGUGUCCAGUCCUGACUGGUUAGUAAUGCUAAGUAGUUAGAGGGAAGUAGAAGAGUGGACAGUCAUGUGAAUGAGCGCCGACGCUGCUGGGUGUUAUGGAUCUUGUUGCUUUGAAACUGAUUAGUGAUGUGAUCAGCUUUCAUCUUUGUGGCCCCAUUCUAACAGUUCUGUAAGUAAGAGGACAAGACAGGACUGGAAGCGCUACGUUGGCUGGGGUGGGCUCUGGCACUCUGAUUCUCUCGUAUGCAGCCACCAACAGCCAACAGAGACAAGACGGUGUUAAACCCAGCAGUUGUGCCAGGGAAAAUGCCCCGAGGAGGGCAUAUUUUAAUGACUUGGUGUAGGAACCGGGGAGAAGAAAUCCAAGUGACUCAGUUUCUGGAUUGCUAGUGUGGGUACCUGAGGCUGUCAUCCACUAGUGUUGGGUUUUGAGGUCCUUACUGACGUGCAGGUGAGCAAGUCUACCAGGCUCUCGUUAGGAGUAUACCACAGGAAAUGGCGAGAUGGAGAUUCAUCCAUAUGGGGGAACUAAUUACUAAAAGAAAUCGUGGUCUGUAAACAGGGUGAACCUUGAGGAGCUCAAAGCCAAAGCCCCACCAACACUUACUGUUGGCUGUCACCGAAGUCCCUUCCAACUUUAGCAUAAGAUUUAAAACAGAACCUGGGCCCAAUCCUGGGGAAACUGAUGAAUGGGCCCCCCUGAGGGCCAAAGAAGCUGCUUGUAGGUGCUGUACAAGUUUGCAUUUUAUUUCAUUACAAGAGAGGAGAGCUCAGUUAUAGCAGACUUUGUUUAAAAACAGGGUCAGCAUGGCGGAAGCUGCUCUCAGAAUCGCUGUGUAGCUGAGGGCGCCCACAGCUGACACUGACUUCCCGCUGUCUCGGUCCUCAUCCUUCUGUCUCUGUCUCUACAUAUGGCCGGGGACUGUAGGCAUGUGCCAUUGCGCCUAGCUAGUUAGCAAACUUUCACAAUAGUUUUGAGACCUGGGGGUGUAGCUCAGUGACAGAGUGCUUGCCUAGCACAGAUGCCUAGCCUGGACAAGGCCCUGCCUGAGUAAUGAGGAAAUGGCAGCAUGGAAACCUGGCUGCAACUUCCCACUGUGCUUGUCUCUCGAGUGGGGGCACCUGUUAUGCACCUUAAGCCAUAUUGGAAACUCCAGAAGAGAGAGUGCCCUCUCGAAGUCAGCAAGGACCCUCUGAAAACACCUGUGAGCCCCCAAAACGCUGUCCGGGAUGAAAAGGGCAAAGCCAGCUACAUGAAACCAACUGUCUUUCCUUCAGCCUCCCUUGUCAAAGCCUCGUGUAGAAAACCCUUUGGAAUCCUUUCUCCAAAUGUCGUGUGCAGUAUGAGUGGGAAGAGUCCUGUGGAGAACAGCUUGAAUGUGAACAGGAAGAAUGCGCCGUCUGCAGCGGCACAGCAGAGUGGAGAAGGGCUGCCUGGCAGUUGGACGAUUGUCAAGCCUGGAAACACGAAGGAGAAGAUUGCAUUCUUUGCAGCCCACCAGUGCAGCAAUAGGAUAGGCUCUAUGAAAAUCAAAAGCUCCUGGGAUAUCGAUGGGAGAGCCACUAAAAGAAGGAAAAAAUCAGGGGAUCUUAAGAAAGCCAAGGUACAGUUAGAAAGGAUGAGAGAAACCAACAGCCAGUGCUACCAGCCUGAGCCGUUUGCGUGUGGCAUCGAGCACUGCUCUGUGCAUUAUGUGAGUGACAGUGGGGAUGGCGUCUGUACUGGGAGGCCCCUGUCGGUGAUACAGAUGGUAGCCUUCCUUGAGCACAGAGCCAGCGCCCUGCUAGCUAGCUGUGCGAAACACUGCACAAACUCACCCGCCAUUGUGAAGAUCACUGGCCAGUCCCGAGGCGGGCCACCUGCGCUCGAGCCCUUCUCUGCCCCAGGAACUUGUGAAGAACCCACAGAAAGAGGAAAUCCUGAAGCUGGCAGAUCACAGAGCGAGCCAGUCCGUGUCCUUGACAUGGUAGCCAGGCUGGAAUCCGAGUGCCUGAAGCACCAGGGCCAGCGGGAACCGGGGACCCUGUCACGGAAUAACAGCUUCCGUCGAAAUGUAGGCAGGGUGCUGCUCACUAAUGGUGCUCAGCCCAGUGACCAAAAUGGAAAAGACCCCGCAGAUGUUCCUGACCCCCAAGGACAUCCCACGCAGUCCGUGCGUGUGGGUGAGGGACCUUCCACAGCUGACCACUGUUCUGCAGGUGACCAGGCCUGGGAUGGUAUGGCUCAGGGUUGUCCCUCGCCAGCAGGUGUGAGCUUCCACAUGGACAGCACGGAGUUAGAACCAGGUCAGCAAACAGCUGCGAAAAACUGCAACAGGCACGACGUAGAAAUGGCGGACGAAUUUGAUGAAUUGUCCGGUUCUCCUCACGCCUGUCUGCAGGUCACCGAGUUGCCCGCAGAGGCUGUCAGCUGUAUGAGCAGAGCACUUGUACCACUCGCAAAGCACAGCCCCGAUCACAGACGGGAGCCUGUGUGCGUGAGCACCACUGUUUGCACGGUAGAGAGUGACCGGCCUUCCGCUUUAGACUCCCUUGAGGAGCCUCUCCCAGGGAUGCUGUUUUUCCUCUCACCUGGAAAGGACCAGCAAGAAUGCUCCCAGUUGAAUGGACUCACAGCACAAGAGGCUUCAGAGGCCAGGAAGCCUCAAGACGCUGCUGAAGGCAGCAGCGUAUGCCAGGAGAAAGAUGUUCCUGUGGAGCCAUUCCCAGCAGCCACUGGGGUGGAAAGUGCAUUACCGGUGGCUGAGGCAUCCAGUUGGAAGAAGCAGGUGUCUCAGGAUUUCCUGGAGACCAGGUUUAAAAUCCAGCAGCUUCUGGAGCCUCAGCAGUACAUGGUAUGCCUGCCUCACCACAUCAUGGUUAAAAUCUUCAGGUUACUCCCCACCAGGAGUUUAGCGGUUCUUAAAUGCACCUGCCGCUAUUUCAAGUUCAUCAUCGAAUACUACAACAUCCGGCCAGCAGAUUCCCGGUGGGUUCGAGACCCACGCUAUAGAGAAGACCCUUGCAAGCAGUGCAAGAAGAAGUAUGUGAAAGGGGAUGUGUCCCUGUGCCGGUGGCACCCCAAGCCCUAUUGCCAGGCACUGCCUUACGGACCCGGGUACUGGAUGUGCUGCCACCGGUCUCAGAAGGGUUUUCCUGGCUGCAAGCUGGGCCUGCAUGACAAUCACUGGUUACCUGCCUGCCACAGCUUUAAUCGGGCAGUCCAUAAGAAAUCAAGAGGGAGCGAAACGGAGGAGGAGUACUGAAGUCCACACAAGAGGCAGCAGGACUGUGAAACACCUGGGUCAACCCUGAGGCGUGUGACCUCAUCCCCACCCUUGCCAGAGUCUGCUCAGACCAGACUGCCAUUGCAUGGGCAGUUUUUAAACACUUAAUUUGCCAGCCGUACAUGAGAUUAGUUCCAUGGUUUUGUAUGGUGGUGCCUCACACUUAACCCUUUCAGCUGUGAAGAACUCUGCCUGUCUCCAUCAAGGACAUCUAGAGGUCACCAGGCAGUCCCCUCAGGGGAUCCCGAAGUGUCCCAGUACUGGCUCUGUAUUUGGAGUGAGUGGAAAAAGCAAAACCUCUGAGAAUUAUGCCUAAACAGAAAGUUGGGCACCUUACCUACACCUUGUAUGCUUGAUUCUGUGAGAAUGAUGUUUGCAGAUGGAGUUUAUGCCCUGUGCUGUUUACAGUGUAUAUAAUGGUUGUGUUUUCAUGGGGCUGUGAAAGUGCACGUUAAACCUGAGCGCCUGUACCUGGAGAUGAGUGCUUUGGCCCCUCUGUAAAUAACGUGAUUAAAAUCCAGUAAUGUACAUUAUGGACAGUUGACUAAACAUAAUCACCACAGAAUAAGACAGUGUCAUAUAAUAGUCAGAUUAAAACAUUGUCCAUCCUUUUGUCCAGUUAAAAAUUUUAAAAAAACUUCAAUAAACUGCGUAUUUUAAAUGGG
Messenger RNA from Mesocricetus auratus (golden hamster), 4018 nucleotides. It is a transcript of the gene Fbxo34, whose product is annotated as F-box protein 34. NCBI's taxonomy places the organism in Eukaryota, Metazoa, Chordata, Mammalia, Rodentia, Cricetidae. The transcript has 2 exons. Bases 1158 to 3332 code for a protein of 724 amino acids. The record is from RefSeq and is a predicted model, not a curated record. Gene Ontology annotation, molecular function: protein binding.